AUGGCUACCGCCUCUGUCUCAACGCCGAUAAAGAGCCACCGCGGCCUCUUCUCGAGCAAAACCGCUGGAGGCCGCAUGCCUCUUACCCCAUCGCCUAGCACAAGGACCACCAGUCUCACGAGCAAUGCUUCCCCCAGUUCGUCUCCCCUGACUCCUUCUCGUGAUGCCAGUGAUGUCCCUCGUGCCUCGUCCCAAUCAGUAUAUGGGGGAAAUCUGGCUGCGCACUUUAAGUCUGCCUCCCGGUCAUCCCGCAACUACCGUGACUCGCCAAAGUCAAACAUCGCUCGCGGUCGCAAGUCCCCUAAGCACCUGGAAUUGGGGGUCUCUGACUGGACUUUGACGGGAACUGGACCAACAUCCAGCCAGACCCCAUCCAAGGAGCGCGCGCGCAAAGAUGCUUCGAGCCGGUCUCGAGCAACCAAGACAACCAUCCGCAUUCCUCACAACGCGGGUGAUCGUUUCAUUCCCAACCGCAUGGCUAGCGAAGGCUUGACGACUGCUGGUGCAGCAAAGCCUGAGGAGAGCCAAAGACCAAAGACCAGUGGCAGUGACGGAUCUGCAGUCCUCGCCAACGCUGCCAGUGCCUUUGACAUCGGGGGUCGGGGAUCAGACGAGGACAUCACUGCUGCUCUUGAGAACCUCGGCCUCGAUGACAAUGAAUCCACGAGCAACUCUUCCCGACCUGCGCCCGAUGCUGUCGCCUACGAGUCCUCGUUGGCAAACGCGUGUGGUGUGAACCUGAACACCCGCAUCCUGGCCUUCAAGCCACCACCACCUGAGUCAUCCAAGCCCAUUGAUCUCAGAGCUCAGUACAACCGCCCUCUCAAGCCUGCUGCUUCCCAGUCUGCUCAGUUCCGUCGACGCGUUCAGACCGCACCUGAGCGUGUUUUGGAUGCUCCUGGACUGCUAGACGACUACUAUCUCAACCUUUUGGAUUGGAGCUCUGGCAACCAAGUCGCCAUUGGUCUUGAGCGCAACGUCUACGUGUGGUCUGCCGACACCGGAGCUGUCAACUGCCUUCUCGAGACGUCUCCAGACACAUACGUCAGCAGUGUCAAGUGGAGUGGGGAUGGCGCCUACGUCAGUGUCGGCCUGGGAACGGGUGAAGUCCAGAUCUGGGACGUUGAGGAAGGCACGAAGCUGCGGAGCAUGUUUGGCCAUGACACUCGCGUGGGAGUCAUGGGAUGGUCGAAGCACACCUUGUCGACCGGCGCCCGCAGUGGCCUUGUUUUCAACCACGACGUUCGCAUUGCCCAGCACAAGGUUGCUGAGCUUGUCUCGCACACCUCUGAGGUGUGUGGACUGGAAUGGAGGUCCGAUGGCGCUCAACUCGCCACUGGCGGCAAUGACAACCUGGUCAACAUCUGGGAUGCGCGGUCUCUCAGCGCACCCAAGUUCACCAAGACGAACCACCGUGCUGCCGUCAAGGCCCUCAGCUGGUGCCCUUGGCAGCUGAAUCUGCUCGCGACGGGUGGUGGUUCCUACGACCGUCACAUCCACUUCUGGAACACGACCACCGGCGCUCGGACCAACAGUAUCGACACCGGCUCUCAAGUCACCAGCCUGAAGUGGAGCAACCACUACCGUGAGAUUGUCAGCACCAGCGGCUUCCCGGACAACUCCCUGAGCAUCUGGAGCUACCCGACCUUGGUUCGUAACGUGGAGAUUCCUGCUCACGAGACCCGUGUCCUCCACAGCUGCCUGAGCCCUGACGGUCAGAUGCUGGCUACAGCUGCUGCCGACGAGAGCUUGAAGUUUUGGAAGAUUUUCGAGCGCAAGCCUGGUACAAGCGCUUCCGCCUCCCGUGAGGGUGGUGUGGGUAGCAAAGCCCAGAUGGCAAAGUCGAUGACUAUCCGAUAA
Rasamsonia emersonii CBS 393.64 is the source of this 1860-nucleotide messenger RNA. Its product is annotated as WD-repeat containing protein slp1. Gene Ontology annotation, cellular component: anaphase-promoting complex. NCBI's taxonomy places the organism in Eukaryota, Fungi, Ascomycota, Eurotiomycetes, Eurotiales, Trichocomaceae. The transcript is spliced from 2 exons. The coding region runs from base 1 to 1860 and encodes 619 amino acids. The record is from RefSeq and is a predicted model, not a curated record. Gene Ontology annotation, molecular function: protein binding; anaphase-promoting complex binding; ubiquitin ligase activator activity. Gene Ontology annotation, biological process: positive regulation of anaphase-promoting complex-dependent catabolic process; positive regulation of ubiquitin protein ligase activity; anaphase-promoting complex-dependent catabolic process.